This is a messenger RNA of Moneuplotes crassus, 1110 nucleotides long. Lineage: Eukaryota; Ciliophora; Spirotrichea; Euplotida; Euplotidae. The record is from the annotation of a GenBank genome assembly.
UUUUACCUUGAUUAUAAAAAUAUAGAUGUGUUAGAUUUAGACAUUCUAGGAGUUGAAAUACUGAAGACUUCAGCUAAAAUGCUAUGCAUAGUUCUGAUAAUUCCGGAGUAUUUAAAACAGUUAAUUUUCAUGAACAAUUUUAUAGCAAUUCCUAACUUCACGCUGCUCUCAUAUCUAAGAACUUGGUUCAGAAAUUAAAGGUUAAGAAUUAAGAAAUAAUAUUGGUGACCUAAGUCCAUAUUUCCUUGGUGAGGAUUCUUAAAGGACAAAAUGCUUGGGUUCUCCCAAAAUGUCAGAAACUUUUCAGUUUACGUACAUAUGUCAUGAAGGAAUAUGAGUUGGAACCAUUUAGAAUUUGUAAAUGUUAAGGUAUUUAGACUGCUCUUAAAUCUGGUUCUUGUUUUAAUUAUCUGCUCCAAGAUUUCUGAUAUAAGCUUGGCUGUGAUUAAUUCUUGAAAUUUCUGAUUCAGCUAUGAAUUUAGUAGUAAAUAAGGCAAAAUUUCUUGUAAAAGUUGGAGAUAUUUUCUGAUAUUUCGAUCAGGCUAAGCUUGGUGGAUUCGGUCAUUUAUUCAUUGAAAUGGUGUCCAUAGCUUCAUAUAAUUUGUUUUACCUUGGAUGUUAGGGACAACCAAGCUAAUUUCAUUUUCGUUGAUUGAGGGUAUUCUAAGGGUGGUUCUUUAUAAUUUUACAAAGAAUUAAGGAUUUUAUUGCAGGAUUUUGGUCUAACUGAACUGUAUGGCUAUGAAUAAAGGGGGUAUAACUGGUUUAGGAUGCCUCAUCUUCUACUCCUUUAUAAACCUGAUUUAAUCAAUAUUUAUCAACACCAAGUAUGCUAUAAAGGAGGUUUAUUGAUUCAAGAAAAAUAUCAAUACCAGAAGUGUGAGGCAUGGACAAAUAAGGCUAAGAAACUGAUAUUUAUUUUGACCUGGGACAUGCCCAAAUGACUCUCUCAACAUGAUCUAUGGACUUUAGAAGUGUCUAACCCUCAUCUGAACUCACAAACUUGCAUGCUUACCGCUUGGAGAUGGUGUUGGGGGUAUUUAUACCAGAUGUUUACUUAAAAGGGUAAAAUAAAACCUCCAAGCUGUUUUAGUAAUUUAUAUUAGUAUA